This is a messenger RNA of Panicum hallii, 1455 nucleotides long. Its product is annotated as protein FAR1-RELATED SEQUENCE 5-like. The coding region runs from base 1 to 1455 and encodes 484 amino acids. The record is from RefSeq and is a predicted model, not a curated record. NCBI's taxonomy places the organism in Eukaryota, Viridiplantae, Streptophyta, Magnoliopsida, Poales, Poaceae. Gene Ontology annotation, biological process: regulation of DNA-templated transcription. The transcript has 2 exons.
AUGAGACCUGCUCAGGUGUAUGAGUUCAUGAAGGAGUUUUAUGGAGGAGCCGAUAAUGUGCCAUUUACUAAGACAGAUUGCAAUAAUGAGAUUGGCCGUGAGCGCAAGAAGUAUUUAGAAUCUAAUGAUGCACAGACACUAUGCAACUAUUUGAGAAAUAAGCAAAUAGAGGAUCCUACAUUUUUUUAUGCAAUUGAUAUUGACGAGGCAACUGGUCGAAUAGCUAAUUUCUUUUGGGCAGAUGGUCAGUCUAUAAUGGAUUAUGCAUGCUUUGGUGAUGCUGUGUCAUUUGACACCACAUUUCAAACUAAUAAGUUUGAAUUGCCUUUUGCUCCAAUCCUUGGCACCAACCAUCACAAGCAAACUAUAAUUUUUGGAGCUGCAUUGAUAUUUGAUGAAUCAAUUCCAUCAUUUAUUUGGCUGUUUGAAACCUCUUUAGAAGCAAUGUCAGGGAAGCAUCCUAGUACAAUUUUCACCGACCAAGACGCAGCCAUGGAAGGUGCAAUUGCUUAUGUAUUACCAAACACAAGUCAUCGUCUUUGUAUAUGGCAUAUUUAUCUAAACGCUGCUAAACAUCUUGGGCAUGUAAUUCAGAAGCAUCCUAAGAAGUUUCAACCUGCUUUUAAGAGCUAUGUUUAUGAAGAUAGAUCUGAAUUUUACUUCAAUAAGAAGUGGUAUGACUUGUUAGAGGACUACAAUCUUGAGGAUAAUGAGUGGAUGGCAAACCUUUAUUCUUUGAGAAGAAAAUGGGCACUUGUCUACCAUGACUCAUUUACAGCUGAUAUGACCUCUACUCAAAGGAGUGAAGGAAUGAAUAAUGUUUUCAAGAAAAGAUUUCAUAGAAAACUGGGUCUUUCGGAGCUACUUGUAGAAUGUGAGAAGGUAUCUGCUAGUCUUCGUGAAAAUGAGGUGAAUGCAGAUUUUCAUUCACGUAGAAAGAUCCCAAAUAGUUACAGCCCCAGUUUGCCUAUGUUGAAAACUGCAGCUGAAUCAUACACAAGGAGAAUGUUCUUGGAGUUUGAAUUAGAAUUUAAGGAUCAAUUUCUAUUAACCGGGCAAUUGUUACAAAUAGAGGGGUCAAUUUUGACAUACAUGGUUACACAUAUGCAAUCAUCUCAUGGAGCAACAGUUGUAUUCAACACUGUAGAUAUGACCAUCAAAUGUUCUUGCAGAAAGUUUGAGUCUAUAGGAGAAGAUGAUAAUAGUGCAACUGAAAACAGACAUGAAGCCACUCAUAUUUAUGGCCAUCCUUCAACGGUGGCAAUUCCAUCAAUCCAAAGCUGUUAUGCUAAUGCUGCAAUGCCACACUUCAAUAUGUAUGUGAAUUCUUCUGGAAUGGAUGCCCAUGGUGUGCAAGGAGGAUACACAAGUCUUUUACUUGGAGUUCAUCAAGAUGCCGCAUCAGCUGUUAGGAAAUUACAUUUUGAUGGUGUGCCAAACAAUGAAAACAUAUGA